AUGAAGCCGAUAUGGAGGACUGUAAACAAAGUAAUUGCGUUUUUAAAAUCUCCAAGCAGAAGUUUUGUUUUAUUGUUAUUCAUUGUUAACAUAUUGAGUUUUGUCGAUGCUACUGUUGCCAAGAACAAAAAGUUGGGGUGGUAAGGUUUUUUUUCAUUUUAGGCUUAAAAAUGCAUUUUAAGUUUAAAAAAUACUCUUUAACAAUUUUAGCGUUAUUAGGCUUAAGAUAUGAGCUAAUUGGUACCAAAAUACAAUUUUAGGCGUAUAAUACUAACAUUUUAAUUUUAGGCUUAAAAAUGGUCUUUUAGGAAUUUAAUUCACUUUUAAUUGUUAUUAGGCUUAAGAUAUGAGCUAAGAGGUACUACAAAACAAUUUUAGGCUUAUAAUACAAAUUUUUUAUUUUUAAGCUUAAAAUGAUGUUUAAUAGGUUUAUUAAGGUUUUUAAAUUUAUUAGGCUUAAGAUAUGAGUCCAACAGUCUCAAAAAAUAAUUUUACGCUUAUAAUACAAAUUUAUUACUCUUAGGCUUAAAAAUUAUGUAUAGUAGUUUUAUCAUGAGUUUUAACUUUAUUAGGCUUAAGAUAUGAACUAAAUAAUAUCAGAAAAAAAUUUUAGGCUGAUACUACGAAUUUUUUACUUUUAGGCUUAAAAUGAUGUAUAGUAGUUUUAUUAAGGUUUUUAACUUUAUUAGGUUUAAGGUAUGAGCUAAGUAACAUUAAAAAAUAAUUUUAGGCUUAUAAUACGAAUUUUUUACUUUUAGGCUUAAAAAUGACCCUCGAAGGAUGUAAUUAACUUUUAAUUGUUAUUAGGCUUAAGAUAUGAGCUAUGUCGUGUUAAAAUAUAAUUUUAGGCUUAAAUUGACGUAUAAUCAGUUUUUUAAAGGUUUUUAGCUUUAUUAGGCUUAAGCUAUGAAGUUAGAAACGUAAAAGAAAACAAUUUUAGGCUUAAAAUACAGAUUUUUUUAAUUUUAGGCUUAAGUUACGAGGUUAAAAAUACCAGAAAAAAAUUAUUUUUAACAUACAGAUUUUUUAUUUUUAGGCUUCAAAAUUACAAUUUUUAUGCUUAAUAUUGAUUUCUAAGCUCGUCAUCUUUUUAGGCUUAAUUACUGCGCAAAAAAUAAUUUUAAAAAUUAGUUUUAAUUACAAAUUAUUACUCUUUUAGGCUUAAAAAUGUGUUCAAAAAAUUUAAUUUCGAUUUUUUUAGCAAAAGAACAGCCUUCAACCGCAGAACCACCAAUUACUUGGCCUGGAAGGAGCAGAUGACAGCCUGUGAACUGUUAGAGAACUAUGAUCCGGCCGUUCGGCCGUUUGGUACUGUGCCACAUAUGGAGAAAAGUAAGGUUUUUUAAAAAAUUUUUAUUCUUUUGCCCUUGGGCUUUAAAUUUUUUUGUUUAUUAUUAUUUUUCGAUUCUGCUUUAUUUUUUACUAUGGUAGUAUACCUUUGUGUUACUAGUACAUUUUAUAGAUGGUCCUGUGGUGGUAGCAACAGGCAUCAACAUCCGAUCGAUCAGUGCUGUAAAUGUGCGGAAUAUGGUAAGUUUGAUGUUUUAAGGGAAGGGUAGGGUUAGGUAGGAUAAGGCAGGGUGAGGUAGAGUAAGUUAGGGCAGGAUAAGGUGAAGUAGAGUAAGAUAGGGUAUGGCAAGACGGGGCAGGGCAGAAUAAAGUUGGGUAGAAAUGAGCAGGUCAAGAACAGCCAAGCCAAGGCAAGGCCAAGGAAAGGCCAAGACUAAGGCCGGGCAGGAAAAUGAAUUUUUUGUGGUCCAAAAGUUCAUAGAAAUUUUUUUAAAGUUUAAGUAAUUUCAGGAGUACGUAGUCCAAUUCCGCUUCCAGCAACGAUGGUACGAUGAGCGGCUUCGUUUUGAUCAACGACACGAAUUUCGAAAUCUGGAGUUGAUCAACUUUGCUCAGGAUCAACAGCCUUGGAUUCCGGACACUUUUUUUCAAAAUGAACGGAAUGGGUGGUACCAUAUGUUGGAUCAGGUAUCUUUAAAAAUGGCAUUGCAAUUUUCACAUUUUUAAAAAUUUAAAAAAAUUUUUUUUUAUUUUUAAAUGGGGUAGGGGUAUGGGCAGGGCCGGGCAGGGACUUUUGGUCUGGGGGGGGUCAAAAAAAAUUUUUUUUUCUGUGAUGGUCAAGUAAGUAAAUAGAACAUUUUAAAAUUUUCAGGAAAAUCGAUUUGUAAAAGUUCGCAAAGACGGUUUAGUGACAUACGACCGACGGCUGACAUUAACUUUGUCUUGCGACAUGAAUUUGAUACGAUACCCCAUGGACACACAAGAGUGCUUCAUUGGUAUGUUAAUUCUUGAAAACUUUUAAAAAAUUUUUAUUUUUUUUGUAAAAUACGAUGAAAAACUUAUAGAAUCAAAAUUUUUUUCAGUUUUUAGGUCAAAAAAGCUUUAAAAAAUUUUUUUCCAUUGACUUUUUGACCAAAAUAUAAAGUAUUAGGUGCCGACAUAAAGAACCCGCCAUUUUUUACACUAUAUUACAUUAAAAGUAUGGCGGGUUCUUUAUGUCGGCCCUUAAUAUUUUUUUUUCUUAUAAACUUUUGGAUUGAAAUAUCGAAUAUUUUAAUUUUCUAUGAACUUUUGGACCGGUUAUUAAUUUUUUUACUCUAGAUUUUGCCAGUUAUGCCUACACGACCAAAGAUAUCAUAUACGAUUGGAGUGAGAUUGGCAUUACAUUGUCAUCAACGGCCAAUGGUGCUUUGCCCAAUUUCGAGAUUGUCAAAGUGAAAAAUGCCACUUGUGACAGUGUUACCAAUACUGGUAGGUCAAUAUUAUUGUUUUGGGGGGUGUUUUUUGAUUUUUUUUCAAUUUUGAAAAAAUUUUUUUUUGAAUUUAAAUUUUUUUUUAGUUUUUUAAAAAAUUUUUAAAUUUCAAAAUUUUAGGUACCUAUUCCUGCUUACGAGUACAACUAACCCUAAAAAGAGUGUUCUCCUUCUUCCUACUACAACUUUACAUUCCGUCAGCUAUGUUAGUCGCAGUAUCAUGGGUAUCGUACUGGAUCGACUGGAAAUCGACCGCAGCUCGUGUACCUCUAGCUAUUGUAACAUUGUUGACAAUGAUAACAACCUCCCAUGCCAUCAAUUCGAACCUACCCCCAGUUAGCUAUGCCAAGAGUAUUGAUAUCUGGAUUGGUGGCUGUGUCGUUUUCAUUUUUGCAUCUUUAAUUGAGUAUUCGUUUGUGAAUUACCUUGGUAUCUUGGAUGAGAAUAAGCAGAUGCACAAGGUUACUAUGAAUAAGACAAGGCUUUCGAAUGUGGUUGAUAGUAAUAUACAAAAUGUUGCGCCUCAGAAGAAAAAACUGUUUGGUGUUAAUGCCAAAAGGGUGAGUUACUACCCUUUCUUACAGUAUUCUACAUACUGUACCCUACUCUACCCUACCUUACCGUACCCUCUACCUUACUUUAUCUUAUACUACCUUAGCGUACCAUACCCUACCCUACCCUACCUUACCCUACCCUACCUUACCCUACCCUACCCUACCCAACCUUAUUUUUCAGAGCAUUCUCCGAAAGCGCCGGAAAAUCCAGCUGAACAUGCACUACGGUGAUUCGGACUCGGAUAUCGAGCUUCGGCGGAUGGAUGGUCCCACAUCACGUGACAUUCUCAACAAUAAUGAACCAGAUUGGACCAUGCAUGACAUUGGUGACCUAGUGUAUCAAGGGCAGCGGAAGCGGGUCGAACUAAUAAGAUGGUGCUCGCUGUUAAGCGAACGAGGUCGUGCUGAACGGAUUGACAUUAUUGCUAGGUGAGCUUUGUCUUAAUAGUUUAAAACUUUGGAGGGGGGGGUGAUUUUUUGUGAAUGGGGGUAAACUUUUUUAAACUAAAAAAAUGUUUUUUGAGGUAUUAUCACUGUUCAGCAUUAUAAAAAAGUCUUGUCGUUUUUUCCCGUGCAAAUCAGUACAAAUUGAAGACAAGACUUUUCUUAACUUUUAAAAACUCAUUUUUUUGUAAAAGGUCAUUUUAAAUUGACAUUUUUAGCAUUCUAGAUUCAAAAACUAACAAAUCUUCUUUCAGAGUGCUGUUCCCAUCAGCCUUUGUCAUGUUCAACAUUGUCUACUGGAGUGUGUACCUGGGUGAAGACCCCAACUUCCCCAGUGAUCCCAACUUCGAAAUGAGCACGGUGACACAAGUGUGA
Molecule: messenger RNA, 4135 nt
Organism: Bursaphelenchus okinawaensis
Lineage: Eukaryota; Metazoa; Nematoda; Chromadorea; Rhabditida; Aphelenchoididae
Source: the annotation of a GenBank genome assembly